ACAUUACUUAUGUAUAUCUUGUUUCGUUUGAAGUCUAUUCAAUACUUUUUAAGAAAUAGUGAAAAAUUAUCCAACGUUCUUAAAGAAAAAUAUAAAAUAUCAUUGGAUGAUGCCAGAUAUUGUGUGAUAAAAAGUAUUAUUAAGGAACACAGUUUAGUAAUAGAUUUAAUUAUUAACGUAAAAGAUGGCUGCAGCACAUUUAUCCUGUUGGACUUCCUCCUUUCGUCUUUACAAUUGGGGGCCACUUUAUUAAAAAUAUAUCCUGGUUUUGAAGAUGAAACUAUCUGGGACAAAGUGACUGCACUAUGUAUUGUAAUAAUUAUAAACAGAACCAUGUGGUUAUUGUAUUAUUAUGGAAGUGAAUUGACAUACGAGGGCAGAAAUAUUUCCAUAAUAGCAUAUACGGAAACAGCAUGGUACGACUAUGAUAAAAAAUCAAAGGAUGCUCUGUUACUAUUAAUGUUAAGAAGUCAAAAAGACUUGUCUUUAAAAAUUGGACCAUUUGCUAUUGUUGGAUUAGAAGCUUUUGUUCAGAUUUGUAAGGCUACUUUUUCGUAUUUCACGUUUAUGAGAUCAUUUUAAUAAUAUACUAAAAUACUGGCAUUUCAAUAAAAAGGUUUACGAUUAAUAAAUGCACAAUAAUUGUUAUUAUAAAAGUAUUCUAAUAGUUUGAAUAGUAUUUCCAUCAUUAUUAAUAUUGUAGUAACACUGUAAGCACAAUAUAUCACUGUAGCAACAAAUUUUCUGGAAAUCUGGAAUCACUGGAAUAUUUAAAUAACACUCAAUAAAGUUGAA
Aethina tumida (small hive beetle) is the source of this 795-nucleotide messenger RNA. RefSeq names its product odorant receptor 49b-like. The transcript has 5 exons. The coding region runs from base 10 to 582 and encodes 190 amino acids. Gene Ontology annotation, cellular component: plasma membrane. Gene Ontology annotation, biological process: sensory perception of smell; detection of chemical stimulus involved in sensory perception of smell. Lineage: Eukaryota; Metazoa; Arthropoda; Insecta; Coleoptera; Nitidulidae. Gene Ontology annotation, molecular function: olfactory receptor activity; odorant binding. The record is from RefSeq and is a predicted model, not a curated record.